Molecule: messenger RNA, 1056 nt
Organism: Sorex fumeus (smoky shrew)
Lineage: Eukaryota; Metazoa; Chordata; Mammalia; Eulipotyphla; Soricidae
Product: zinc finger protein 345-like
Exons: 2
Biological process (GO): regulation of transcription by RNA polymerase II
Molecular function (GO): DNA-binding transcription factor activity; RNA polymerase II cis-regulatory region sequence-specific DNA binding
Source: RefSeq, a predicted model, not a curated record
GGGAAAGCCUUUGCGAAAGCCUCAAAUCUUAGUGUACAUAGGAGAAUUCACACAGGAGAGAAACCGUAUAAAUGUAAGGAAUGUGGGAAGGCCUUUGCUCAAUCCUCAAGCCUUGGUGUACAUAGGAGAAUUCACACUGGAGAGAAACCGUAUACAUGUAAGGAAUGUGGGAAGUCCUUUGCUGAAGCCUCAAAGCUUAGUGUACAUAGGAGAAUUCACACUGGAGAGAAACCGUAUAUAUGUAAGGAAUGUGGGAAGUCCUUUGCUGAAGCCUCAAGCCUUCGUGUACAUAGGAGAAUUCACACUGGAGAGAAACCGUAUAUAUGUAAGGAAUGUGGGAAGGCCUUUGCUGGAGCCUCAAAACUUACUGUACAUAGGAGAAUUCACACUGGAGAGAAACCGUAUAUAUGUAAGGAAUGUGGAAAGGCCUUUGCUACAGCCUCAAGCCUUAAUGUACAUAGGAGAAUUCACACUGGAGAGAAACCGUAUAUAUGUAAUGAAUGUGGAAAGGCCUUUGCUUUGGCCUCAAGACUUAGUGAACAUUGGAAAAUUCACACUGGAGAGAGACCCUAUGUUUGUAAGGAAUGUGGAAAGGCCUUUAUUUUGGCCUCAAGACUUAGUGUACAUAGGAGAAUUCACACUGGAGAGAAACCGUAUAUAUGUAAGGAAUGUGGGAAGUCCUUUGCUGAUGCCUCAAGCCUUAGUGUACAUAGGAGAAUUCACACUGGAGAGAAACCGUAUAUAUGUAAGGAAUGUGGGAAGGCCUUUGCUAAAUCCUCAAGCCUUACUAUACAUAGGAGAAUUCACACUGGAGAGAAACCGUAUAUAUGUAAGGAAUGUGGGAAGUCCUUUGCUGAUGCCUCAAGCCUUAGUGUACAUAGGAGAAUUCACACUGGAGAGAAACCGUAUAUAUGUAAGGAAUGUGGGAAGGCCUUUGCUAAAUCCUCAAACCUUACUAUACAUAGGAGAAUUCACACUGGAGAGAAACCAUAUAUAUGUAAGGAAUGUGGAAAGGCCUUUGCUGGAGCCUCAAGACUUAGUGUACAUAGGAGAAUU